Messenger RNA from Arachis duranensis, 780 nucleotides. RefSeq lists its product as uncharacterized. Bases 241 to 780 code for a protein of 179 amino acids. Lineage: Eukaryota; Viridiplantae; Streptophyta; Magnoliopsida; Fabales; Fabaceae. The transcript has 2 exons. The record is from RefSeq and is a predicted model, not a curated record.
CAUGCAUCAUCCUUGUUGUGCAUUUGCAUUUUAUUUGAUAUGGUGAAAUUAUCUGUGAUUGCCUUCCUGUGUUUAUGCAUUCCUCACUAUUACUCUGAAUUGUGGUAAUUAGAUGCUUCUCUGUAAUUCUUGUAUAGUUCAUUGUGAAUUACUUGAAUUGUGGUAACCCUGACUAAACUAACUACCCUCGACCCUACUAAGAACCCCCCAAUUCUUACCCCUUUUCUUCCCCCCCUUCAGAUGGAGACCAGAGUUAUAUUUUACGAGAUGGACCCUCCCUAUAUAUACGAGGAUAUUGUACAGCAUAGGUUUUAUGUAGUAGCUGCGGAGAUUAGGACUCGUAUGUACAUUCUGCGUGAUCAUCCUUUCCAUCACCCGAUUGACACUCCACAGUUUAACCCCGACAUGCCCUAUGAGUUUCCACUGCAGUGGCUCCACCCGGAUGCUCCAUUUCACCCGUUUCAUGAUGGGCCGGUGCCUCACCAGCAUCCCGAUCCGCCUGCGAAUCAGGCGAACCCUGAGCCUGAGCCCAUGGAGGAGCAUUUUCCAGAGCAUGUACCGGAGGAGGACAUCCCAGUGGAGCAGAUCUCAGUAUCUUCAUCCGAGCCAUCUUCUGAGGAGCCGCUUACCGCCUCUAUUAGUGGACCGGCGAGUGCUGGUCAGACCAGUAGCACGAGUGCCAGCGCCCCUCCUGAGAUUAUAGAGAUUUCCGAUGACAAGGACGAGGACCCUGAGGAGUGUUCUGAUGUGGUUGUGAUCUCCUCUGACGAUGAUACCUGA